This is a messenger RNA of Recurvomyces mirabilis, 540 nucleotides long. RefSeq names its product subunit common to RNA polymerases I, II, and III (gene RPO26). Gene Ontology annotation, cellular component: RNA polymerase I complex; RNA polymerase III complex; RNA polymerase II, core complex. Gene Ontology annotation, biological process: tRNA transcription by RNA polymerase III; transcription by RNA polymerase I; transcription by RNA polymerase II. Lineage: Eukaryota; Fungi; Ascomycota; Dothideomycetes; Mycosphaerellales; Teratosphaeriaceae. Gene Ontology annotation, molecular function: DNA binding. Bases 1 to 540 code for a protein of 179 amino acids. The record is from RefSeq and is a predicted model, not a curated record. The transcript has 4 exons.
AUGUCCGACUACGGCGGAGGAGGCGACGAUGAUCGCAUGAACGAUUUCGGCGACGGAGAAGACAACGCCGACAAUCUCAUAGAAGAAGACGACCUCCUCGAAGACUACGACCGCCCAAAUGGCGAGGGCAACGGCACAAACGAGAACGGCGAGCCUCUCGACCCCGACAACCCUGCCACGAACGGCGAAGGCCUGGACAGCACUGAUUUUGGCGCAAAUGGUGUGGUAGAAGUGGGCGAGCAGGGCAAUGCGCCGAAUGCGGCGGAUAAUACUGUCAAGGGGGUGAAGAGUAAGAGGAUUCCGGCGGAAAAGAGGACGACGACGCCUUAUAUGACCAAGUAUGAACGGGCGAGGGUGUUGGGGACGAGGGCGUUGCAAAUUAGUAUGAAUGCGCCUGUUUUGGUCGAUGUCGAGGGAGAGACAGAUCCGCUGCAGAUCGCUAUCAAGGAGCUGCGGGAGAAGAAGGUGCCGCUUGUCGUGCGGCGGUAUCUGCCUGACGGAUGGUACGAGGACUGGACGUGCGAAGAACUGAUCAACUAG